AUGAUGACAGUAGUGCAGUUAAAGGACGAUUUAAGAAAACGUAAAGCUUCUGUAGUAGGUAAAAAGGCUUCUCUAAUCGAAAGAUUGGAAGCUUAUGAUCGCAACGCCAAUUUUGGUGUGGGUGAUGACAAUGAAGACGAAACAUAUAAUGCUCCGGCUGCUGAACAUUUCCGCGAUAUUAAUGCGAGCUCAUGUCUGCCUGAGUUGACUAAACAACAUAUUCAAGCAUUUGUGGAAAGAUUUCAAGCACAAAUGAAGGGCAGGCAAAGCAUGACGGAAGCGCCCGCGUCCUGUGCGAGUAGGGUCCGUGCAUAUGUUGAUGCACGAUGUCCGGGACAGUGGAUCUGUGCGCUGGCCUCC
This is a messenger RNA of Iphiclides podalirius (scarce swallowtail), 360 nucleotides long. The record is from the annotation of a GenBank genome assembly. Lineage: Eukaryota; Metazoa; Arthropoda; Insecta; Lepidoptera; Papilionidae.